Molecule: messenger RNA, 4366 nt
Organism: Ananas comosus (pineapple)
Lineage: Eukaryota; Viridiplantae; Streptophyta; Magnoliopsida; Poales; Bromeliaceae
Exons: 13
Coding region: 150-3581 (1143 amino acids)
Source: RefSeq, a predicted model, not a curated record
AAAUCCUUGCCGAGAAAGCUCCCUCGGUUUUGCUUCUUCUUGAAUAAUUUUAUUAUUAUUAUUAUUAUUUACCCGAAGGCGAAAUUAAAACCCUCGCUUCCUCUCUCGCGCUCCCUUUCCGCCACCGCGCGUCUCCUCGGGCGCCCGCGAUGUACAAGCUCGGACGGGGCGGAGGCGGCGCGGCCUCCCGGGACGAGACCUUCGGCCUCGCGCGGGGGGACCCCCUCGAGUUCGGGGCGAUCAUACGCCUCACCCCCGACCUAAUCGAGGAGAUCAGGCGCGCCGAGGCCCAGGGCGGCGUCGCCAGGAUCAAGUUCGACUCCAACUUGAUCAAUCCUUCGGAGAACGUCAUAAAUGUGGGUGGCAAGGAAUUCAAAUUUACAUGGUCAAAGGAACUCGGUGACUUAUGUGAUAUUUAUGAGGAACGUCGUAGUGGAGAAGAUGGAGAUGGAUUGCUUGUUGAGUGUGGCUCUGCUUGGAGAAAGCUGAAUGUACAGCGAAUUCUAGAUGAGUCAACAAAGAACCAUGUCAAAAUGCGCUCCGAGGAGGCUGAACGCCAAUCUAAAUCUCGAAAAGCAAUUGUAUUAGACCCUGCAAAUCCUUCUGUGAAAAGUCAGGCGAAAUCAAUGGCUGCAGCCGCAGUUGAAGGAAAUAUGCGGAGGAUGGGAUGGAAGAAAAAGGAACCCUUUUUUAAGAAGCGAAAGGUUGAAUCAAGUCAAGCUCCCACUGUUGCUCCUCCUAAAUCUAUUACGAAAACUGGAUUAUUGUCGAACAAUGUUGUGAAAGGAGUUCCGUUAGUAUCGCCUGUUCCCUCACCUCCUGAGCAAUCUCGAUUGGCCGUUUCUGCAUCCCCUGCUGGAAUUUCAACUGCUUUUCGUGGAAAUUUAAAUUAUGAAGAAAUUACCCCUGCAAAUGUAAAUAAAGAGGAAACUAGCAACUUUGAGAAAGAAACACCUAGCAGGGCUGCAAUUGGAGUGAAAAAUCGAAUAAGUGGACAUUCUGAAGGCAUUGGUGACAAACCAACAGAUUUGCAAAACUUGUUGAUAACUCGACUCUCAGAAAAUCCAAAAGGGAUGAGCUUAAAGGCUUUGGAAAAAGCUGUGGGAGAAUCUAUUCCAAGCUCUGCAAAAAAAAUUGAGAGUCUCCUAAAAAAUAUUGCAUCUCUCCAAGUGGCAGGAAAGUAUUUUCUGAAGCCGGGAGUAGAAGUUGAAAGCUCUAAAAGGCAUAUAUCUGACAGUGGAAGCUCUCCAGAGAACGCACCUCUUCAUACAUUAGUUGCAGAAUCAAUCACUGUAGACAAAGACGUCAUUGAGAAAAUCGAUGAGAAAGCCCAUUCAGACUUGAACGUAGAAGAAGAAUCAUCCCCUUUUGAGAAGAUUGACAUAGUGGGAUCCCCAGAAACUGUUGUUGGUGAUCAGAAGGUCAACAAUGACAGCGAUGAAAGAGCUUACAGUUCUAGUGAAAGCGGAAGUGACAGCGACAGUGAAAGCGAUAGCAGUGGCAGUGGGAGUGACAGUAGCCGAAGUAGAAGCAAAAGCAGAAGCCCUGCAGGAAGUGCUAGUGCGAGCAGCAGUGACAGUGAAAGUGAUGGUUCCUCUAGCAGCAAAGAGGGUUCUGAUGUGGUAGUUGAUAUUACCGAUGAUGAGAAAGAAGUGGAGCACAAAACAAAGGAAGCUGACUUAAACUUGUCUCCCUCGCCUGGAGAAUGGAAAGCAACUGAAGAUCAGAAUGAGAAAAGUAUUCUUGGAACGAACCAAGAGAAAAGAGUUGCAUCACCACUCUUUAAUUUGAAUGAAUUUGAAAAGGAUGAUGACGCAAUUCAUGCAACUUCAGUUACUGAAAACUUGUCUCAUGGAGUGAACUCUAAGGACCAUCAAACAUUGGGUAUUAAACACUCAAUGAAUAAUCAAAGCAACCGAAUUCUGAAACAGAGCUUUCCACAUACAGCAGUGAAGGAUAAGCCUAUCCAUGAGCUAUCAAACAUCAAUGAAAGAAGCUUGAAAUCCAAAUCAAAAAGGUCCUUGGGUUCUGAGAGCUUUCUGGAGAAGCCAGAAACUGCUAAAAAGCCAAGGGCUGCAAACUUAGCACAAGUCAUGCCCCCAGGAAAAACUAUGGAUGCGUCCGUUUUGGACAAUGUACAUUAUUUGUCUCCUGAUGGACCUGUGCAGGAUAGGCCGAAGAAGCAGAUAAAUAAUGCUGAGUGGGAUGGACGUACAAGUGUAAAUGCUGAUCAGUCAACGCAAAGAUUUGAACAGAUUAAUGCUAGGAAGAAGGUUACAGAUAAAAUGCAGAGAACUGGCAAUAAUGUGGAAAACUUGGGAAGAGGCAAUACACAUGAAGGGGUUUCUGUUCGUUCUGAUGAGUUGGAUUCAUUCACUACAAAGAACAGGAGCACACAGGAUAAACCUUCUGUACCAAAUGAAAAAAUGCGUAAAUUUGGGAAAAUUGUUAACACCGACACGAAUGAUAAAUAUUUAACCAAAAAUGCUAGGGAUUCUGACAAUCAUUUAAUUAUUUCUGACUCCUAUGAUAGAAAUUCUACUGAACUUAGUGGAAUUAUCAGAGAUAAUGGUCAACCGUCUCGCAAGAACAAGCUUGAUUUUGAGAAAUCCCCAGCUAACGGGAAGGGAAGAAUGCUCCAAAGAGAGCUUUCCGAUCUUGAAUUAGGUGAGUUUCGUGAACCCCUUGUUGUUGAGUCGUCUGCCAAGAAUAAGGGACAAUACGAGGAAAAAGGUUCUUUCAAGUCAUUAGAGAACAAGGUGAGUGCUGUUGAUAUCACCAGUUCUGAUAUAAGUAAGGGAAGAAUUGCUCCAAAUGAACUUAAUGAACAGAAGGAACUAUCACCCUUGCUUAAGGAUAUCACGAGGCCUCCGAAAAAGGCAAUGCUUUCUCAAAAUCAACAGUUCUCGAGGAUCGACCAUUCUGCUUUCGAGAGUGUAACGCAUUUGGAUAAGUUGGCCGAAGUAGCUAAUAAAAAUGACUCAAGAGCAAUCCGGGGUGUGAAUCUGGAUUAUGCAGGUUCUGACAAGAAAAGUCCUGUUGCUAGGUUUCCGCAACAUGAUAAUAAGCAUGAUGGUCAGAUGGGUAAUAAAAAGGUAAUGGAAUCCAAAAUGCAGAAGUCAAAUGCCCUUGGAAUGUCUGUGGAAAGAAGUAAGAAUAGUUUUGCUGUGGAGAGUGAUGUUAACGGCAGGAAAAGAAUGGAUUGUUCUUCUGAUGAAGAUAGUUUCUUUUACUUAAAGUAUGACAAAGAUGAGCCGGAGCUCAAGGGCCCUAUAAAAGAUUUCUUGCAAUACAAGGGAUAUGUGCAGGAGUACAAUGAGAAAUACGUAGCCUACUGCUCUUUGAACAAGCAGUUAGAAAAAACACGGAAUGACUUUCUCAACAUUGGUCGUGAGCUUGAGCUUGCUAAAGAAAGAGAUAUGGCUGAAUAUUUUAGUAUCGUAGAUAAGCUGAGAGACAUGUAUCGCCAAUCUGAAGCGAGACAUAAGCAGAUGAAGAAAGUUUUCAUCCUUCUGCAUGAAGAGUUGAAGAGCAUCAAAGAAAGAAUUAAAGAAUAUGCUGAGGCUUAUGCGAAAGAGUGAACAUGUCUCGUUAUUUGAAACCUGAUGUCAUGACAUUUAUGGUUGUUUCUCAGAGGCAGUCCUGCUGCACCAUAGCAGAAGUUUGAAGCACCGUAAUUUGGGGUAUCGCCUUGCGGAAUAAAGAGUAUUUAUUUGGUUUAAAUUACUUGAUGGAGGGGCCUCAAUCAGCAACAGAGAUAUUAAGAUGCCACAAACCUCCGUGGCUCAUUCAGCACCCUCAACUGUGGGCAUCUGGUUCUCAAAAAGCAUGUGUAAGGUGUGGCACAGAUUCCACUCUUUUCACCUGUUUUUCAACUGGAGGACACUUUUUUACCUAUAUUGGCAAUAAUUUGACGACGCUGCUGAUGAUAAACCCGGCAAUUUGGCAUCUUGGUCCUUGAUGGAGCGGCUCGCCUUUUUCUUUGCUGUAAAUAUUAGUGGCAGAUGUCCUCUUCUGUAAAAUUAUUCGUACCUUUCGGGGUACUUAAAAAGUUGUAUCUUAGAAUAUAAUUUUAUGAAACGGACAAGGUUGGCGCGCAAGGAAGAUCUAUGGUCAGCUUUGCGGAGUGUGCUCAGAUUUACCGGAACAAGAUGCUUUUCAAUACAUGGCAGGUUCUCGAAUGUUUAAAGAUAAUAUUCUCUGGAGGAACUAGAUGCUUGUUAGCAGUAGACCUAGCAUUUUGAAGAGCUGCACUAGAGAGACUGUAGAAAAUCUCUGUUGUCAAUCUAAGCUCCGAAUCUAAUUAUGUAAAAAGUGAAAGAACUAGUCCACUAAUUAUUUGGGAGGGAAAAAUGUUUAACUUGUU